Molecule: messenger RNA, 275 nt
Organism: Tuber aestivum (summer truffle)
Lineage: Eukaryota; Fungi; Ascomycota; Pezizomycetes; Pezizales; Tuberaceae
Source: the annotation of a GenBank genome assembly
AUGCAGUCCGCCCUCUUCCACUUCGACGCCCUACUCCUGGUGAUCCUCCUAUUAAUCUGCACGUGCACAUACGUCCGCCAGACAGUCCCAGGAAUGGUCGAUUCGAGGAAGGAUAAGAACAUGUCUGUUUUCCCUUUCCGUUCCCCCGCCCCAACUCCUCUAACCCUGUCUACCACAGCUUCUUCGGUAUGUUCUGGAAGUUCGCACGUAUCGGGGAGCGAUUGUCUCCGUAUGUUAGUAUCUGCUGUAUUAUUAUGGCUGUGAGUAAAUUGGUU